AUGCCUGCUUGCACGUUGCCUCACAUCCACGCACUGGGCCUGCACACCGUAGGACCACGGCUUGGGGAGGAUGGUGGUGCGGCACCGCCGCAUGCGGGCCAGCCACUCCGUGAAUCGUCCCCGCAGCACCAGCAGCACCAGCAGCACCAGCAGCACCAGCAGCACCAGCAGCACCAGCAGCACCAGCAGCACCAGCAGCAGCAGCAGCAGCAGCCGCAGCAGCGUCCGGCGGCUGGCCCUAAUCCAGCAAUUCUGCAGGGCAGCGCCGAUCUGCUGGAGGCGUUUGUGCGACAGCUCGCCGCCUUGGACGCCUCCCUGGAUGAGGUCGCGGCAGACUGGCAGCUGCUGCAGCAGCCGGUGGCGUGGGCAGCCGCCUGUGGAGCGCUCCCGGGCGCAGGCGCCCCCCAAGAGGGCGCCGCCGCGCAGCGCGCGGCGGAGGCGCUGGCGGGCCUGUCUGUGGACGGGGUCCAGCUGCUGUGCCGGCGGCUCGUGGCGGCCGGCGCGCCGGCGGCCACGGCCGGCGCCGUGCUGCGGGCGGCGGUGCUGCCGAAGGCGCGGGCUCUGACUGGCGCGGCGCCGCAGCCGCUGGUGGAGUGCCUGCAAGCGGCGGCCCGCUGCCAUCCGGACUGCCUGAUGGACGAGGUGCUGCGGCCGCUGCUCGCAUCGCCUGAGCUGCGGGCGCCCCAGGCGCAGGCCCUGGCGCGGCUGGCGAAGCAGGAGCCCGGCAUCAGGGCGGGCAUGCUUCUGGCCCUGGUGGACUCCCAGCUCUGCCCACCCAGCAGCGCGACUGCCGCUGCCGCGGCCGCCGGGUGGCGCGAGGCGCACCUGCUGGUGCUGCAAGCGCUGCUGGACGCCAGGGCGGAGUGCGUGGUCGCCCAGCUGCCGCGCCUGGUCGCCGCCAUGGCGGCCGCCACCGACGGCCCCCUGGGCGCCAACCCCAAGCUCUGCCAGGGCUUCACCGCGCUGGCGGCCGGGUUUGGGGCGGCGCUGGGCGCGGGGCAGCUGGCGCGGCUGGCGGAGGCGGCGGGGCGCACCAACACGUUUAUGACUAAGGGGCUGCUGGCGAGGCUGCGGCAGCUGGCGCAGGCGGCGGCGAGGGGCGAGGACGGUGCAUGA
Molecule: messenger RNA, 1116 nt
Organism: Monoraphidium neglectum
Lineage: Eukaryota; Viridiplantae; Chlorophyta; Chlorophyceae; Sphaeropleales; Selenastraceae
Exons: 3
Coding region: 1-1116 (371 amino acids)
Biological process (GO): interstrand cross-link repair
Cellular component (GO): Fanconi anaemia nuclear complex
Source: RefSeq, a predicted model, not a curated record